This is a messenger RNA of Penicillium samsonianum, 222 nucleotides long. RefSeq lists its product as uncharacterized. The coding region runs from base 1 to 222 and encodes 73 amino acids. NCBI's taxonomy places the organism in Eukaryota, Fungi, Ascomycota, Eurotiomycetes, Eurotiales, Aspergillaceae. The transcript has a single exon. The record is from RefSeq and is a predicted model, not a curated record.
AUGCCGCUGGUGUCCACCAAGCCGCCGGCUACAUGGCACAGACGGUUUGCAUGGUAUAUUCUCUCGUCACAAGAUCGGGCAGCGUUCGAUGAGUCUAUGAGAAGGAUUGAUCAGUGGGACUUUGAUCGUUUGAUUCCUUGCCAUGGUGAUACUAUCGAGACUGGUUCCAAGGGGAUCUUCCGCGAUGUUAUGGCAUGGCACUUGGAUCGGAAGAAUACGUAG